This is a messenger RNA of Prorocentrum cordatum, 303 nucleotides long. NCBI's taxonomy places the organism in Eukaryota, Dinophyceae, Prorocentrales, Prorocentraceae. The record is from the annotation of a GenBank genome assembly.
AUGCACGAUGCCCCUGGCGGUCUUGGCCCACCCUUCGGCUGUAUUUGGCGAGGGCCAGGCAGCGGCCACCGCUCCUCUCGUCGCUGCUCCGGGGGGGCCCUCUGGGGUCUGAGCUGUGCGAGCGUGGGGGCCUCGCGGGGAGUGUCCGUGUACAGGUGCUCGGUGCACUUGGGAGCAGCACUGAGGAUGCUCAGAGGAGGGUUCCUUCUGCGCAUUUUUACCCCUUCGACUCGGCCUGGCCUGAGCAACGGGUCCCAGGCGUUUUGGGCUGAGGCCGCUGCCGUCGUGACAACAUCGGCGUGA